Molecule: messenger RNA, 2644 nt
Organism: Hypomesus transpacificus
Lineage: Eukaryota; Metazoa; Chordata; Actinopteri; Osmeriformes; Osmeridae
Gene: cep83
Product: centrosomal protein 83
Exons: 16
Coding region: 94-2247 (717 amino acids)
Cellular component (GO): centrosome
Source: RefSeq, a predicted model, not a curated record
CCACCGGGCACUUGUAGUUCGGAUUAGCUACAGUCGGUAGAAGCAGAGAAUGCUCUGGUAGAAGUAAGUCAAGGAGUUUCCAACAGGUGUGAGAUGAACACCUCUGCCCUUGCCCAGUCCGCCAUCCUGUUCCCCAGCCUGGACAGUGGGGCGGGGAAGCCUGCAGGGCUGGGUGGCUCAGAGAUGGAGCUGCAGAAGAUGCUGAUUGAUGAGAGGAUGAGGUGUGAAAACCACAAGACCAAUUACCAGGCCGUGAAGGCUGAACACACCAGGCUGCAGGAUGAGUUUACACGGGGGCAGAGUGAGCUGAAGCGUCUGCUGAGUGACAAGCAGGCGGGUCAGGAGAGGCUGCAGCUGCUCCUGGCUGAGCUGAGAGGAGAACUGCUGGACAAGACCAGGGAGCUGGAGGAGCUGCGCUUACAGGUGCUGACCCCUCAGAGGUUGGAGCUGCUGAGAGCCCAGGUGCAGCAGGAGAUGGAGGCUCCAGUCAGAGAACGCUUCAACAGGCUGGAGGAGGAGACGGAGAAGUAUAGGUCUGAGUACAACAAGCUGAGGUACGACUACACCUUCCUCAGGUCUGAGUUUGACCACCAGAGGGAGGAGAGUGCUCGUAUCCUGGAAGAGACCAAGAUCCGCUUUGACGCUGAGGUAUCACGGCUGGAGCGUGACAGGGAGGACCUGGUGGCCCAGGUCCAGGGUCCGGACCCAUCUCGUGAUGGGAAGCGGGUAGAGGUGCUGCUGAGAGACAAGGCCCAGCUCCACCUGAGGCUGAAGGGCCUGGAGGCCGAGGUGGCUGAGCUCCGCGCCCAGAGGGACAACUCUGGCCAGCAGGCUGAGAACGUGCAGCGAAUCCAGGUCCGCCAGCUAGCUGAGUCCCAGGCUGCGGUCAAGGCCCUGGAGGCGGAGAGGCAGUCUCUGCGCCUGCAGCUGGAGCGUCUGGAGAGUGAGCUGCAGCUGAGCCAUGAACAGAACAACCUGCUGACCUCACGACUCCACAAGGCAGAGCGAGAGGUCAACUCCCUCACCAGCCAGGUGGAGGGCAUGAGACACUCUCACAAGCUGGAUGUGUCCAACGUGAAGCUGGAGUGUGCCCGGGCGAGAGGGGAGGUGGAGAGAGAGAGAGACACCCUGCAGGGACAGAUGGAGGGGCUGCAGUCUGAUGUGGAGGUGUUGAAGGGGACGGUGGAGAGACAUAAGGAGCUGCAGGUGGAGAGAGAGAGGGAGGCGGUCAGGAGGGUGCAGGCCGCCAGGGAGGAGGAGUUUCACAAAACUGCAGCUCUACACGAGGAGAAGUUGGAGCUGGAGAAUCGCUUGGCCGAGCUGGAACAGCAGAGGGCGUUGCAGGAGGCUUCUGAGCGCGCCCUGAAGGAGGAGUGGGAGGAGCGUCUCCGUGGCGCCCAGCAGGGGGAGGAGUCAGUCCGUAAGGAAGUGCAGAGUCUGAGGACCAGGCUACAGCAGCAGGCAUCUCAGCUGGAGGAGCAGGAGAGACUGAGGAGUGAGAACACUGACCUCAGACAGCAGAACCAGGACCUGGAGGUGCAGCUGACCACGCUGGCCCACAGCGAGGGCGACCUCCAGGAGGGCAGCCAGCGCCUCAGGGACACCCUGGAGAGGGUCCGCGAGGAGCUGCGUAAUGCCCGGAGCCAGGCUGAGAGGAGCCAGCACGAGGCUGAGAGGCUGGUUGAGGAGCGCAGGGUGGAGUGGUUGGAGGAGAAACACAAGCUUCAGGAGCGGGAGGCGGAGCUGCAGGAGAAGUACAGCCAGGCCAAGGAGAAGCUGCAGAGGGCAGCUCUGGCCCAGAAGAAGAGGAAGACUCUGACGGAGAACAAGGAGAAGAGGUAUCAGGAUAAGAUCCAGUUGCUGGAGGCCAAGAUGGCAGAGCUGGAACUGCUGACCAGCACAGCCACCAAGCGUCCGUCGUACUCCGAGGAGCACGUGGCGCUCAACCGCCGUCUGAAGGAACUCCAGCGACGGCACGCGGAAUUCCGCCGCCUCUUAUUGGGCAACCAGAUGACCUCAACCCCAGGCCCCACCCUCCUAACCUCCGCCCACGGCCCCGUCCUCAUCCCAGGUUCUGAGGAGACCUUUCUCAGCCUCCAGGAGGAGCAGCACCAGAGAGACCUGUGUCUGCUGCGCCGCAGGCUGGAGGAGCUGGAGUGCAGCCAGCAGCAGCAGCUGGAGGACCUGGAGGCCACAGAGAGAAGAGACCGGAGCCCAGGACCACCAGAGCCACACCUUGAACUCUGACCCCUGACCUCCUGACCCCCAGGCCUUAUAUCACAGACUGGCAUUGGGGGUUAUUCCUCACCUCCUAAAUAAGAUUUGAUGUUUCUUGAUUUGAAUCUUAUCACUGACAUUAACUUUAUUCUAUGUGGAAUGUUUUAUUGACACAUGCAUUACAUCAGCACACAGGAAAUUGUUUUCUAGAUGUUUACAUGUAUUUACUUUGUAUCUGUCAAUGUCUUUGUCUGAAAUCAAUUUGAUAGCCAAACAGUGUCUUACUCAGGUUUUAAACUGGCUUUUGAAAGGAUGUUUGUAUCAAAUGUUUUAUAAUAUUAAUGGGGUGAGACUUAAACCAUGGUUUUACUACAGUUUUUGUACUUCUGUUUUGUGUUUUGUACUUGUAAUAUAAUAAAAUACAUCA